GAUGGAACGAAGGAAGAGAAAAGUUAAAGUUAAACGAAACUAUUUCCAGAAGAGUCCGGUGGUUCGGAAGGAUGAAACUGACAUCCAGGCUCCUUUUGAGUUCAAAAUUCCGAAUUCACGGCUCAAAUCUUCACUGGAAAACCCUGAGGUUUUAAAUAUUCCUGGGAACCACAAAAGCGCAUUUGACUUUAACUGUUUCAGUGACAACAAGAUCGUCGAUGAGAAUCGGCGAUUGUGGAAACAAGUUGCUGAACUUAAGAAAAAGUUGAGGAAGCAAGAGUCUGAAAAUCUUCCUCUACCUCAAAAAGGCAAAUACAAGGUUGGGACCUUGAUCGAGAAAGAGAUCAAGCUUGAUGAUAAGCUGAAAGAGCUUGAGCAAGAGCAGCAUGAAGAGGUUUUUGACCAAAGAGAUAGGCUAAUAGAUAUCACUUCUGGAGUGAAUAAUUGACACGCCCCUAUUGCGGGAGAGUGGUUCGAAAGAACUGUCUCUGCAUCCCUGCAGACUACCUCUAGUAAGGACCUAGAAAUAGAGUUACUGAGACAGCAAAUCCAUGGUCUUCGUAGUGAGCUUCUUAAGGCAAAGGAUAAAGUCAAGGAAUUACAGAAUAAGCUAAAUAGCGAAGAUGAGAUUAAUAAAAUACUUAAUUGUAGUUUUGCGACCAGUGAGCAUAAUGCAAUGUCUUUUUAUGGCAUCCAAACCAGAGACGCGAAGAACUCAGUCAUCGCCAGGAAUGUUACAUAUAUGAAGGAGCACAAGUAUCCUUUAGAAAUCAUGGAUAAUCCUGAUAAAUUACAGGAAGAGUUGAAGCAUUGUCAGGAUGAGAACCAAUCAUUAAAGAAGGAGUUCGAACAGUUGCAGGAAAAGUACCAGAAGAUUAAUAAAAGGUCAAAGAAACUCUUCACCCUCAACCAGAAAUUGAUGGUUUCAAUCAAAGCCCAGAAUGAUUUUGACAAGGCGAAAAGAGAUAAAUAGGAAUAUUGUUUGUAAAAGUUGUGGAGAGACUGUGAAUGCCACUACCGAUAUGUCUUCUUCAAUGGAUAGGAUUAAAAUCAAAGCUGAAAAUGUUUCAUUUAUGUUCUGAUCAAAUGGAUUCAACCAUAACUCUCCUACUCUGGGUGUUAGUCCAAGGUUCAACAAUGACCAAGAGGAGUUUGUAUACUCUACUAUUCAACAGAAUAAGCCGAAAAUUCCUAACAAAUCGCCUGAAUUUAAAGCCAAAGUGGUCAAUAACGGAUGAAAAUAUGUCAAAAGGCCCAAAAGAAGGAAACACGGAGUUGAGAGAAGCAAGACACCAGAAGAGCAUACCAAGAAGGGCUAAUUUAAAUCU
This is a messenger RNA of Moneuplotes crassus, 1328 nucleotides long. The record is from the annotation of a GenBank genome assembly. NCBI's taxonomy places the organism in Eukaryota, Ciliophora, Spirotrichea, Euplotida, Euplotidae.